AUGAAUCCAAACGAUUCUGUUCUUAUCGUCGGGGCCGGAAUCUUCGGUCUCAGCACUGCGUUGCAUCUAGCUCGCCGUGGUUAUUCCGUCACUGUUUUCGACAGACAACCUUACGAUGAAUCGAAAUACUCAUAUUUCAAGGGUGCCGAUGCUGCGUCAGCUGAUAUUAACAAGAUCGUUCGCUCGGCAUAUGGUACCCAGACUGAAUACCAAGAACUCUCUGUCGAGGCUAUCAAGGCCUGGCACGAGUGGAAUGAAGAGCUUGCCAGCGGUAAGACUGUACCUCCGGAAAUGAGCAGUGAAGAUCGCGUAUUCGUGCCAAAUGGAUGUUUCUCUAUGGUCUCGAGCAAGGAACUGCCACCAUGGGAGGUGGCUUGCAUUGAGGGAAUGGAAAAAGCCGGGCAUCAUGACACACAGUUAGCAACCACAAAUCCACGACAUCGUGAAAUCGCCACCAGCCGUGGCUUAUCUGCAUAUAUGGAUCCCUUUCAGCAGGAGAAUAAAGGACGGCCACUAGUGGGAGUUCUAGACACAACGGGAGGGAUGGCACUCGCCGACAAGGCGUGUCGAUUUGCUCUCCAUAAAGCACGCUCCUUGGGUGCACGUUUCAUCUUCGGGGAUUCAGAAGGCCGUCUGGAAUCACUCUGCUACGAAGGAAGCAAAGUCACCGGCAUUCGCACACGCGAUGGUCAAAUACAUCACGCAUCUAUGACCAUUCUUGCCUGCGCAACUGCCGGCAGUGUGAUGAUUAUGAAAAUUCCACGUCAAUCAACAUUAUGGAAUCGUCUAUCUCCCCAGAACUUCCCUACAUUCAUGUUCAAUAUGCGUGCUGCUGGCUAUGGAGGUCUAUACGGGUUUCCAAGAACGGAAGAGGGAUAUUUCAAGAUUGGAUACCGUGGAACCAAAUUUACCAACCCAGUACGACACGAAGAUGGGAUAGAACGCAGCACCCCUGUGACAAGAUGGUCAUCUGCCGAGCGCAAUGGAUUAAUUCCAAUUGGAGAACCAUUUACCGAUUUUUCUCAAGCGGCAUACCAUGUCAUUCAGGCCUUCCUUACUGAAUAUCUACCAGAGUUACACCAGGAAGGCAUUCCUAUUUCCAAAACACGUCUCUGUUGGUACACCGAUACUUUCGACAAUCAUUUUGUUGUUGAUCGUGUUCCUGGAAAAGAGGGCUUGAUGGUUGCCACUGGAGGCAGUGGCCAUGCAUUCAAGUUUCUCCCGAAUAUUGGUAAUUUGGUCGUGGAUAUCAUGGAGAAUGUGAACGUAGAUCGUACAGCCGUGAAGGCUUGGAAAUGGAGAACAUUGGGAGAACAGAAGCCGGUCAAUGAGCUCAUGCGAGGCUCUGAAUCGCCGAACGUUCUAAGAGAUCUGCCGCUGUACAAGGAUUCGGACUUGCACAGCCUGGUUUAUUCGCCAAACAACGCGAAACCGGCGAAGAUAUGA
Molecule: messenger RNA, 1446 nt
Organism: Penicillium pulvis
Lineage: Eukaryota; Fungi; Ascomycota; Eurotiomycetes; Eurotiales; Aspergillaceae
Product: NAD(P)/FAD-dependent oxidoreductase
Exons: 2
Coding region: 1-1446 (481 amino acids)
Molecular function (GO): sarcosine oxidase activity; flavin adenine dinucleotide binding
Source: RefSeq, a predicted model, not a curated record